Molecule: messenger RNA, 1821 nt
Organism: Aspergillus versicolor CBS 583.65
Lineage: Eukaryota; Fungi; Ascomycota; Eurotiomycetes; Eurotiales; Aspergillaceae
Product: flavin-containing monooxygenase
Exons: 5
Coding region: 1-1821 (606 amino acids)
Molecular function (GO): flavin adenine dinucleotide binding; N,N-dimethylaniline monooxygenase activity; NADP binding
Source: RefSeq, a predicted model, not a curated record
AUGGCACCCUCGGUGAUAUCAGAACCGGCGACUGAGCACUUCAGUGCAGGUACCUGCAAUAACGACAUAAAGGGUCGAAAUAAUAUACAUCUCGACCCGAACUACACCAUUCUCGAACAGCCCAUCGGCAGCCGCAGACCAAUCAGGGUAGUAUGCCUGGGUGCAGGAUACUCGGGGCUCAUGAUGGGUAUUGUCUUCAACGAGAGAAUGAAGGAUGCGAAUGCAGAAUUCGUGAUCUACGAGCGGAACGAGGAUUUGGGAGGGACAUGGUUUGAGAACCGGUAUCCUGGCUGUCAAUGCGAUAUUCCCGCCCAUAACUACUCGUAUAGCUUCGAGCCCAACCCGGGGUGGCCUAAUUACUAUGCCACCUCGGAGCAGAUCCACUGCUACAUGAAAGACGUCGCUAAGAAGUACGAGGUUGAGAAAUAUAUCAGGCUGCGGCACUCUGUUGAAUCGGCCAUUUGGAACGAAAUGAAAGGCAAAUGGGAGAUCCAGGUAAGGGAUGAAAACGGCGUUGUGCAAAAGGAUGAAUGCGACGUUUAUAUCAACGCUGGUGGAGUGCUGAACAACUGGAGGUGGCCGUCGAUUGAGGGCAUCGAAACGUUCCAGGGCAAGCUGAUGCAUUCAGCACGCUGGGAUACGUCUUAUGAUUUCGCCGGGAAGCGGGUUGCUUGUAUUGGGAUUGGAUCGUCUGGCAUUCAGAUUGUCCCCAAGCUUGCUAGUGGUAUUUUCCAGGUGGUGCAAAGUAUGGACUGCUACGUGCGUACGCAGACCUGGAUCAGUCCCGCCCCCGGGAUCAACGAGCCGACAGCGAAGGAUCCAGAAAUGGACGAGCAGUACAACUUCUCUGAUAACUCGCUUGAGCUGUUUAAAGACCCCGAAGUCCUCCGCCAAUAUCGUGCCGCUAUGAUGGACCGGCGAGCCCAGAACUAUAAUCGGGUUAUUGCUGACUCCCCGGGGCAACAACAGGCGCAAGAACUCUUCCGAAAGUCCAUGACUGAGCGGCUUGGGGAUAGUGAGAAGGGUAAAAAACUCGCCCAGCUGCUAGUGCCGUCCUUCCCUGUUGGCUGCCGUCGGCAGACCCCCGGGCCUGGCUUUCUUGAAGCUUUAAUACGAGAUAAUAUCGACAUGAGGUGGGAUGACAUUGACCGGAUCACGGAGCGAGGGAUCCAGACCCGAAGCGGAGUUGAAAUAGAGUAUGAUGUUAUCGUCUGCGCCACUGGCUUCGACACAUCGUUCAAACCUGCGGUCCGGGUUGAAGGCAGAAAUGGCGUGAACAUGGCGGAGAAGUGGACAAAUGACAUUCCCAAGGCAUAUCUGGGGAUGUGCGUGCCUGAUUUUCCAAAUUACUUUUGCUUUGUUGGACCUAAUUCCCCUUUGGCAAACGGCUCCCUUAUCCUCGGGAUACAGGCAGUCGCCGUUUAUAUUUAUAAGUGGCUAGAGAAAAUUCAGACAGAAGGCAUCCGCAGCUUUGAAGUUCAUGACGACGUUAACGAAGAAUAUAACCAGCACAUCCAAAAGUACCUUGAACGCACAGUAUGGACAGGAGGAUGUCGCAGCUGGUACAAGCGUGGGACAGUCGACGGACCGGUUGUUGCUAUCUAUGGGGGAUCCAUCUUUCACCUGUUAGAGGCAAUGAAGAACCCGCGCUGGGAAGACUUCAGAAUGGAACGAGCCCCGGAAGCCAGGAUCAACCGGUUUGCGUAUUUGGGAAAUGGUGCCACAGUGAGAGAGGCGAAAGGAUGCUCAGUUGGUGCCACGCAAACGACCAAUUUUGACGAGUUCUGGGAUCUCUUUGUGCUCCCACGUAUCCAUGACUAG